AUUUUUUUACUAUUUCGUACUCAAAGCCCUCUCCUUUUCUUGGAAUGGUCAUACCGAGUUUCUGACUUGACUCUUCUCUGCUGAGUAUGGCAGCCAAAUAUUAUCUCCAUUAAAAAAAAUAGAAAUUAUAACUUCCUCCUUCCUCGGUCCAAGUUCUGCCAAUAGUUUCUUUCCAGUUUUCUGUGGGAUUCCCGUGUAAUUUUUCUUUCUUUGUUCCCUCUCCUUUGAGGAGGGAGGAGGGAGAGAGAGAUUGAUGGAGAGCACAGCAGCGUGGCAAGGGGUGGCUCUAUGUGGGUUUGCGUCAUGGAUUGUGACGUCUUCAUGUCUCAAUGUGACCCCGAAGCUUAGAUCGUUGGUGCAACCUUGGGUGGAGCACCGAGUCAUCGCUGAGACUCCCCUCAUAAUUCAGAUCCAGAAAUACCGAUUUACAGUACUGGAUGCUCUCUUCUCUGGGUUGUCCUGUAUUGUUUCUGUGCCAUUUUACACAGCUUUUCUUCCUUUGCUCUUCUGGAGUGGGCAUGGAAAAUUAGCUCGACAAAUGACUCUUUUGAUGGUUUUCUGUGAUUAUUUAGGCAACUGUGUAAAGGACGUAAUAUCAGCUCCUAGACCCAGUAGCCCACCAGUUAGGAGAGUAGCUGCCACAAAAGAUGAGGAAGAGAACGCGUUGGAAUAUGGUUUACCUUCUUCCCACACCCUGAACACAGUUUGCUUAUCCGGGUAUCUUUUGCACUACGUGCUAUCGUAUUCGCAAAAUGAAGAUGCCUUGGUCACUUUUGCUGGAAUUUUUCUAGUUUCCUUUCUUGUGGGCCUCAUUGGUUUUGGGAGAAUCUAUCUAGGCAUGCACAGUUUGAUCGAUAUCAUAGGUGGUCUUGCUCUUGGGUUGGUGACGAUUCCAUUUUGGCUUUCAAUUCAUGAUUUUGUUGACAGUUUUAUAGUAUCUGGACAAAACGUUACAACCUUCUGGACUCUCCUAAGCUUCUUGUUGCUCUUUGCUUAUCCGACUCCUGAGUUUCCAACUCCAAGCUUUGAGUACCAUACGGCCUUCAAUGGUGUUGGAUUGGGAAUUGUGGCUGGGGUCCAGCAAACAUAUCACCAAUACCACCACGAAGCCAUUCCACGCAUAUUUACACCUGAACUUACGAUUCCUGCCUUCAUUGGAAGAAUGCUUGUAGGAAUACCAACUAUACUCGCUGCAAAGUUCUGUAGCAAAGCUCUGGCUAAAUGGAUUCUUCCGGUAGUUUCUAACACCUUGGGCAUUCCUAUUAAAUCACCAAGCUACAUCCCCGCGUUGAAUGGAUCUGUUACUGGUAAAAAAACGGAUGAGAUAAAGCAAUCGAGUUAUCUCCGGAAGAUGUUCUUUUUCUCCCACCAGGACUCCUUUGAUGUCGAUACUGGGAUUCGAUUCAUUCAGUAUGCUGGCCUUGCUUGGGCUGUAGUAGAUCUUGUUCCAACCUUCUUCUCUUACUUGAGGUUGUGAUGGUUCACCAAGCUAUAUAAUAGAAUAUAUGCCUUUUUUUUUGGUAUGUAUAUAAUAGAAUAUGCCGUUACCAUGUUGAAAUUCAAAGUCCGCCUAACUUCUCCCCCUCGGAUUGUCCUCCCAUCACGUGAUGGGAGUGUUAGAAUAUGAGGAAAAAAUGAUGUGAAAUGCCCCCGACCUAACAAUAUUUUGUUGGAUUGAAUGACAAAGUAAUGAAUCAUAAGAGGUGCGCCUUUUUUCCUAUACUACUAGCUCAAGCAACACACUGUACGCGGAACUAGUCACCAUUGAAUCAGUAUUUUUAGCCAAAGGCAUUGAGCAAUA
Tripterygium wilfordii is the source of this 1801-nucleotide messenger RNA. Its product is annotated as lipid phosphate phosphatase delta-like. The record is from RefSeq and is a predicted model, not a curated record. NCBI's taxonomy places the organism in Eukaryota, Viridiplantae, Streptophyta, Magnoliopsida, Celastrales, Celastraceae. Gene Ontology annotation, molecular function: sphingosine-1-phosphate phosphatase activity. The transcript has 8 exons. The coding region runs from base 254 to 1477 and encodes 407 amino acids. Gene Ontology annotation, cellular component: endoplasmic reticulum membrane.